GAUUAUAUACGUAGAGAGCCGUGCCGGGCUAAACUUAGACCACAAAAGAACUUUCCCUUGCUUGUUCUUCAACAGAAAAUUUUCCUAAAAAUUUUCUAUUUCGAUCCAAACGACCUGCCUAAUCAUGAGCAACGAGUACGACUAUCUGUUUAAACUUUUGCUGAUCGGAGACUCUUCUGUUGGAAAAUCGUGCUUGCUUCUCAGAUUUGCCGAUGAUUCUUACGUAGACAGCUAUAUCAGUACCAUCGGAGUUGAUUUCAAAAUCAGGACGGUUGAGCUGGAUGGGAAGACAAUCAAGCUGCAGAUUUGGGAUACUGCUGGACAGGAACGUUUCCGGACUAUCACAAGCAGUUAUUACAGAGGAGCUCAUGGAAUCAUAAUUGUCUAUGAUGUAACUGAGAUGGAGAGCUUCAACAAUGUCAAGCAAUGGUUGAAUGAGAUUGAUAGAUAUGCAAAUGAGAGUGUAUGCAAGCUUCUAGUUGGGAACAAAUGUGAUUUAGUUGAUAACAAGGUUGUUGACACCCAAACUGCUAAGGCUUUUGCGGAUGACCUUGGGAUCCCAUUCCUUGAGACCAGUGCUAAAGAUGCAAUCAAUGUCGAACAGGCUUUCUUGACCAUGGCUGGUGAAAUCAAGAAGAAAAUGGGGAACCAGCCAACUGGUAAUAAGUCAAGUGGCAAUGUUCAGAUGAAAGGACAGCCAAUCCAACAGAACAGCAACUGCUGUGGUUAGCCAAUUGUCUUGUAAUUGUUAGUUAUAUUAUCAAACUUAAGGCAGGAAAACUGUGGGACUUAAUGGUAAAAAUCUUUUGGAAACUCUAAAAUGGUGUCUUGUUUAAGCUUUGAACUGAGUGAAAAUAGAAGUUCUACAAUUGUUCAUUGAAGUCUAA
Molecule: messenger RNA, 887 nt
Organism: Carica papaya (papaya)
Lineage: Eukaryota; Viridiplantae; Streptophyta; Magnoliopsida; Brassicales; Caricaceae
Product: ras-related protein RABD1
Molecular function (GO): GTP binding; GTPase activity
Source: RefSeq, a predicted model, not a curated record